AUGUUUAUAAUACAUAAUUUCUGUUUGCAACUUUUGUUGGCGAGUUUGGCUAUCAUUAAUACUAUUGCUGCUAUAACAAAUGAUGGCACUGGUCGUUUAGAAUUCUCCCUGCAGCGUAAAGAGGAUAUGUAUUACGCUACGACCUUAGAUAUAGGCACUCCGUCUCAACAACUGACAGUAUUAUUUGAUACCGGGUCUGCUGAUUUUUGGAUUAUGGAUUCUAGUAACCCGUUCUGCUUAUCAACUUCAAGCACAUCAUCAUAUCUAAACGCAACUUACGAUGGCAGCAUAAUCACGCCUUCAGUUGAUUGCCAGUCUAUGGUCACAUAUAGCGAGGGUAAUUCUUCCACGUACCAAAAUCUAGAUAAUGGUAGGUUUUAUAUUAUUUAUGCGGACGGAACGUUUGCUGAUGGUACUUGGGGGACGGAAACAGUAUCAAUUGAUGGAAUUGUCAUCCCUAACAUUCAGUUUGGUUUAGCUAAAUAUGCUACAACACCAGUAAGUGGUGUCCUAGGCAUCGGAUUUCCUAGAAGAGAGUCUGUUAAGGGUUACGAAGGGGCACCUAAUAAGUACUAUCCUAAUUUCCCACAAAUCUUAAAAAGUGAACAAAUCAUUGACGUUGUCGCCUACUCGUUAUUCUUAAAUUCACCUGAAUCUGGAACUGGUUCUAUUAUUUUUGGCGCCAUUGAUGAAUCAAAAUUCUCUGGGGAUUUAUUUACUUUUCCUAUGGUGAAUGAAUAUCCUAAUAUAGUCGAUACUCCUGCAACUUUAGCAAUGACCAUUCAAGGUUUAGGUGCUCAAAACAAAAACAGCUGCGAGUAUGAAACAUUUAUGACGACCAAGUAUCCAGUUUUAUUGGACUCAGGAACAUCGCUAUUAAAUGCGCCAAAAGUAAUUGCAGACAAGAUGGCUUCAUUCGUGAAUGCUACUUAUAGUGCAGAGGAAGGAAUAUACAUAUUAGAUUGUCCAGCUUUCGCAGAUGAAAUUGAAUAUACUUUCGACUUUGGCGAUUUGAAAAUAAGUGUUCCACUUACUAGUUUAAUUCUAAGUCCUGAGGCUGAGGGUGGUUAUUGUGGGUUUGCGGUCCAACCAACAAACGAUUCUAUGGUUCUAGGCGAUGUGUUCCUUUCCUCUGCAUAUGUUGUAUUUGAUCUCGAUAACUAUAAAAUAUCUUUAGCACAAGCAAAUUGGGAUGUCAGCGAGAUUACAACAAAAUUAGUGAAUGUUCGCGCAGAUGGGUCCAUUCCAGGCGGUAAGACCGCUACAGCUGAACCCUGGACCGCUAAUGAGCCAUUUACAGUUACCUCUAACAUUUUCUCAUCGACCGAUUGCAAGAGUACGCCUAUUAUUCAAUCAUCAACAACUCCUUCAUCUAUUGCAAAUACCAGCAUGCUGGCUGGCAAAUACUCUACGAAAAUACUGGGCACCAGAUUAACUACUACCUUAAGUAAAACUACGCCAAGCAGUAUGAACCAAAGUAUGAGUGCAACCACGAAAAACUCUAACAGUGGUACGUUAAAAUCAUCCUUAACUGUGGAAAAGUCAGGCAGUAGUUUUCUUUCCACGAUUUCAAUAGAAACAUCGUCCAUGAGCGACAAGGAAACACAUCUCACCCAUUCGAAACACCAGACCAUAAGGAAUUCACACACAAUAGAGAAUUCUAGAUUUCACCCAGAAUCUGUCCAUAAAACGACAAAUCGACCUGCUCACAAGACAAUCAUAACAGAAACUGUCACGAAGUAUUCUACGGUUCUGGUAAAUAUCUGCAAGCCGACGUAUUAA
Molecule: messenger RNA, 1782 nt
Organism: Saccharomyces mikatae IFO 1815
Lineage: Eukaryota; Fungi; Ascomycota; Saccharomycetes; Saccharomycetales; Saccharomycetaceae
Gene: BAR1
Product: aspartyl protease BAR1
Exons: 1
Coding region: 1-1782 (593 amino acids)
Biological process (GO): proteolysis
Molecular function (GO): aspartic-type endopeptidase activity
Source: RefSeq, a predicted model, not a curated record